Messenger RNA from Leptidea sinapis, 5396 nucleotides. RefSeq lists its product as uncharacterized. Bases 196 to 2697 code for a protein of 833 amino acids. NCBI's taxonomy places the organism in Eukaryota, Metazoa, Arthropoda, Insecta, Lepidoptera, Pieridae. The transcript is spliced from 11 exons. The record is from RefSeq and is a predicted model, not a curated record.
GUAUUAGCUAAUUAAAAUUUUGUGAGGAGUUCGAGAGUGGUGUUGGGUGUGGAGUGUAAACUGUACCGGUAGUAAUUAUUUGAAUAAUGUUUCGAAAUAUUUUGUAAAAACAAAGUAACUAUAAAUAAUUUUGAAACAAAAAUUUAGUAUCUAGACGUUUUAAGGGUUAAUCUAUGUUUUAAUUUUAAUCUAAAAAUGGACACUGCGGGAGAUGUAAACACGAACGAUUACAACGUUACUGCUCUACAUAUAUUUGAUUAUUGCGGAGUUGAUGCUUCCAGCACCCUAAAAGUUGAUGUUUUGAUGGAAAAGUUCGCACCUUUCGUACAGUGUAACAAUGUUGAAUAUACCCAUCUGAAGUCGCUCCUGGAUCCAAAGCAAAAUAAUCCUGACAUAACUGUUUCAAUAUUGGCAGAAACAUUAAGUAAAUAUAGUGAGGAUCAAAAGUUUAGAGUGAACUUAGAUGAAAGUUUUAAUUUGAAGGGUGGACUAGUUCCAAAUGACUUUGACUCUGGUAUUUCUACUGAUGGUUUCCAACUAGUGGAAGAGUUACAGUGUGAGUUGAGAGAGAAGUGUCACUUGGCAAACCAACUCCGGAGUCAGCUGGAGUUUACAGACAGGCAGCAUGAAGAAGCUCUUGCUGGUAUAACAGCCGAGAGGGAUUCAUUACGGUUACAUCUUAAUAUGCUUCGUGAGGAAAACGUAACACUGAGCCAUGCACGCGGUGACUAUGAAGAAGCUUGCGAGCGGCUGUGCAGCAUUGAGGGUGCUCUGGGAGAAUCCAGGCGGGAUCUGGAUGUACAAAGGAAACAGAACAAGAUUCUCAAGGAACAGGUCACGAUGCUCGAGACUGAGAAAUUGACGCUGCAAGAUCUCCUGUCGAAAUCUAAAGAGGAAUGCCAUCGCAUCAACGAGAUGUACGCGGGCCGGCAGUCGGUGUUGCUAGAGGAGAAUGAGACCUUCCGCACAGAGAACGCCCUGCUUGUGUCCAGACUUCAGGACCAAGAGGAGUGUAUGGAACAAAUAUACAAAGAAAAGAAAAGUCUGGAGAUGGAACUAAAAAAUCUUAUGAACAAAUCCAACCAGAAUCCGUUCAGAUUGGACAAUUCCAUAGAUGUUAGUUACACGGAAGAACAGAUGUUGGCAGCGCUCGACAGUCUCAACUCAGAGACCAAGUUUUGUACUGAUAACCGUAUAUUAAACGAAGAGUCAUUCGUAAAUGCCUUAAGAGAAGAACAUGGUCGUACAAAUAAUAUUUCCCUUUUGGAUGAAAUUCGACAUAGCUUCUCUAAUAUGUCAAGAUUUAGUAUCCACGAUAUGAAUCCGCUGUUAGAAAGUUCUUUCGUUCAUAUUGCAACUCAAACAUCCGAAAGUGAUGUCUAUUUAAAUGAUUAUAAGGUUGAUAAUGUUAGUGUUGAUUCACAAACUGACAGGAUAUGUGUUGAGGCAAAAUGGACUCAAACUAUUGGCACAGUCAAAAACUUGCCACUAGUGAAAAGAAACAUGGCUCGUGUUGGCAAACCCAGAUUUAUGAAGAACAAAAACACGAUGCAUUCUAAUAUGCAAACAGACGAACUUGAACCCAAGUACAAUAAUGAAACCAUGGUCCAUUCCUGUAUGCAAACAGAUUGUUAUGAAUUUAAGACCAAUAAUAAAAACACCAUGCAUUCUUGCAUGCAAGCAGACGAAUGCGAACUUAAGACCAAUAUUAAAAAUACUGUGGAUUCUUGUAUGCAAAAAGACGAUUUUCUACUUAAGACCAAUAUUAAAAAUACUGUGGAUUCUUGUAUGCAAAAAGACGAUUUUCUACUUAAGAUCAAUAUUAAAAAUACGAUGGAUUCUUGUAUGCAAACAGACGAUUUUGUACUUAAGACCAAUAAUAAAAACACGGCGGAUUCUUGUCUGCAAACAGAGGAUUUCGAACUUAGGACUAAUAUUAAAAAUACGGUUCAUUUUAGUAUGCAAACAGACGAUUUUGAACUUAAUACCAAUACUAAAAACACGGUAGAUUCUUUUAUGCAAACAGAUGAUUUUGAUCUCAAUGAAAUCACGGAGCAUGUUUGCCUGCAAACAGACAAUAUUGAACUCAAGAUCAAUAAUAAUAAUGAUGAAACUUGCAAAGAAUGUACGAAGUGUUUCGAGUGUGAGAAGCCUAAUGAAUAUGUAACUAAAUCGAAAAGUGACUUACAAACUUCACGCAACACGAGUUUUGAUUUGGAGAAGUACGAAAAAAAUUUGGAUAUAUUAAAAAAUACCGUCUACGAAGAAAACGAGCAAAACGCAAUCUUAAAACAAAUCGUCGAAUAUUUAAAAUCGAAGUUAGAGUCAUUGGAAAAGUCGUGUCUUAUUCAAGAAGAGAUUAUAAAUAGAGUAUACUGUGAAAAGUGUUGCGUUGAAGUGCAAACAGUUUGUGAACAAGUAUCUGUAUCGUCUCAAACAGAUUUUGGUUGUUCUGAAUGUGUGAAACGUAGCAAGCCCCUUCCAAGACUUAAGCGUUUGCUUUGGGAGCCGCUGAAGUGUCUUUUCCAGCUGUUUGCGGUGAUCUGCUUCAUAUUCGCCGUUAGUGUACUGUACGGGGUAACACGUCGCUGGCACGCGCGCUGUGGACCCACUGUUCCCUGGGGAUGGCUCCAGCCGCAGGACUUCAUCGACCUGCUGUUCCACAUCGAGCACCUCUCCGAUUCGGCGCCCAUGUAGAAUUUAUUAAGUGAAAAGAUGGAUCCUUUGCACAGGAUGCGAGAUUGUGGGUGCUUAACGGCGCUUAUUUCUGUCGUGAAGCAGUGAUGUGUAAGCAUUACUGUGUUCCGGUCUGGGCAAAUGAGACUUAACAUCUUGUGCCUCAAGGUGACGAGCGGAAUUGUAGUGCCGCUCAGAAUUUUUGGGUUUUUCAAGAAUCCUGAGUGGUACUGUAUUUUAAUGGGCAGGGCGUUUCAAUAACCAACAGCUGAACGUCCUGCUCGUCUCGUCCCUUAUUUUCAUAAAAAAAAUCACACACAGGAACAGUAGAACUAGCUGAGUGGAAACAUUUCGGAGAACCAAUAUGUUAUGUUAGUUAGCCUGCAUGUUUUGCUUUUAUCCGAAUAUGUGUUUUAAGAGCUUUAUGCCAAUAUUAUUUUGUAGUCAUUAAAAAUAUUUCGAGAUAUACUUUAUUUUCAGUUCAUUUCUUAUCUACAUCUUUUUACCUGCUUUAGUCGGUUAUGUUUUUGUCAAGUUAUUAAAGAGGUUUCUUUUAAAUUCCUAAAAAUUAUCCAUAACUUGAUUGAAUUGGCAAAUGUUACUUUUGUGUUUUCUCAUAUACAGUACUAUUAUUCUUCUAGUUGAUAGCGAAUUUGAAAAAAAGUGGGAAAGGUAUAAUACGAAAUUUAUAUAAAAAUAAAAUCGAUAUGUUUGUUAAUAUAAUUAUAGUCUUCUCUCAUCUAUUUACGUUAGGAGCAAUAAAAUUAAGUGUAUUUAAUAAAAAUAUUGUGAUAUCCAGUGCCAGUGUUAAUUUUUAAGUUAGCUUAAGAUAGUUAAUUUUUAAAUAUAUUUUACUGUAAUACAUCACAGCAAUACCCUGUUAUACACAAAGAGAUAUCAUUUUUUAUAAUAUAAAGGUGCGUACACACUGGUGAAACGUAACUACGAACCUCCCGCGUCCGCGAGCGCGCCCCUUUGUGUUCGUUCGAAAAACCAACAAAUCACGGGUCGCUCCGCGCGCGGCUUUUAAUAAUAAUAAUUCUUUAUUUGCAUAAUGUGUGUAUACAAGUUAACAAAAUAAUUCUAUACGAAUCAAAACAUUAGCCAAAAAGGGCAUGCAAAUUACAUUACCUCCAUGUCAUUAUAUAAUAAUAAAAUUCUAAGAUUACAGCACAUAAUAUUUCAUUGUUACAUUAUAUUAGCAUCUACACAAAAUAUACAUGUCAUAUACAUAUUAUGUAGUCAAAGUGAGACACAAGAUUAUAAAAAAAGAAAAUCACAAAUUUAAAAAGUCGGAUACAGCAUAAAAAUUGUAACUAAAAUAGCCAUUGAUAUAAUUGCGUUUUAAAAGGACCGAUAUUCAACAAUGCUCGUAGCGUGCGUGUAAAAUGCUAGUUUUGCGUACACAAGACGUCCAAACUGUCAGAAAUUGUUACAAAGUGAUACCUUUCAUGAUACAUUGCAGCGUUGUUUACGGCGAAUUCUUUCAUUUCAUGAUAUAUUUGGACGAAGUUCCUGAAAAACGUUCUAAGCCACAAACAUCACAUUUUAAGGAAUUCGUGUUUAAAGUUUAAUAAAUAUUAGUGUUUUCCAUACAUGUGGGUGCCAUUUUUUGUCAGUCCGUUAAUAUGAAUCACGCGUCCAGUUUUGUGUUCUUAACUCAAUUUCGACAUGAUUGUGGUUUGGAACGAUUCGUGCAUUUCAUGUUACGUUUCACCAAUCUGUACGCACCUUAAUAAAAUAAAAUAAAAAUGUUAUAUUUUACUACAAUGCAUGACAGCAAUAUACUGUUGUACCAAUUAAUAAUAAACAAAAGUGAAAACCGAAUAAAUACCUAAAUCUUCAAUAUGACAACUACAAUAAUUAUCUUUGUGCAGAAAAAGGGUAUAUUAAAAAAACUUUCUUGUGAGACUUAUAGAGACUUAUGUAUACAAUUUUUAAGACUCAAUUGAAUUUUAUAUUGAUGAUUAUAAAUUAAAAUAAGUAAUAUUUUAUGUUUGAUAAUAAUUCACAGUUAAUAGUAAUCGGAGCACCAGAAAUUAUUUGCGAAUUUAAUAGUAUCGGAAUUGUGAUUUUUGAGUUGUGAUUGAAUAUUCUUAUUUUAUUGUUUGCUUUGCUAUUUGUAUUAUUUUUUUUGUGUCUAGAAUAUUAUUUUUGGAAAACCGUUAUGGCUACUAGUUACUCUAUAUUUAUUAUAAAAUCGUAUACAAAAUAGGUUAUUUUAUAAUGGCAUCACUCCAAUAUUAUCUACUUAAAUUUGAUCUUAAAAUAUAACAAGUUACGAUAAUAUAGUUUAGCCGUGUGAAUCACUAUAUAGGCGUUUAGACCUCUUUAACACACUAUUUUAAUUGUGCACUGGGGACGAAAAAACACAUACGUUGUGUUUUAAUACUAAACCACCAAAUUAAAUACAUUUUAAUAAGUAGACGGUUUCAAAAUGCAUUUUAGCGUUUAGAUCAAAAUCGAAAAUAAAAUUUAGACUAUAUUUUUAACCAAAUAUUUAUAUUAAAUAUUUUAUACCAAAAAUUUGUUUAAGUUUCGAACGAGUGAGUUUUAAAUUUUUAUAUUGUAACUAAAGCAUUUGUUGGUGCAUUUAUUAACCUAGAUACUUAUAUAGCUUUUGCAAGUAUAAUUUGAUAAACGUGUAAAAUAAUAUUAUAAUUUUAAUGUACAGCCAACAUCGUAAUUGUAGCAUGAUUAAAAUAAAUUAUAAGUUUAUA